Messenger RNA from Triticum dicoccoides, 1447 nucleotides. RefSeq names its product fruit protein pKIWI501-like. The record is from RefSeq and is a predicted model, not a curated record. Lineage: Eukaryota; Viridiplantae; Streptophyta; Magnoliopsida; Poales; Poaceae. The coding region runs from base 123 to 1088 and encodes 321 amino acids. The transcript is spliced from 2 exons.
CCGCAACGCAUUGCUUCACACAACACAGCCGAUCGCAUAGUCUGAUCUGAUCAGUCGCGCCAAACCGAGCUCUAGCUUCAGGUUGUCGGAGUUCGCACCGAUCGACUCAGAACUCUUCACCAAUGGCCGCCGUCCAGGUCCAAGCCGCAACCCACGCGAUGCCCGUCGAGGAGGCUCCGGCUCCGGCGCCGGCGGUGGUGGAGGCAGUCGAGCCGGCUGUCGUCGUUGUCGAGGAGACUACGGUGGCGGUGGAGGUUGUCGAGCCGGCCGUCGUCACGGUCGAGGAGACUACGGUGGCAGCGGUGGCGAUUGUCGAGCCGGCCGUCGACACAGUUGAGGUGGCAACGGCUGAGGCUGUGGAGCCGGCCGUUGUCGCCGCCGAGGAGGCCGCGAAGGAGGAAGCUGUUGCACCGGCCGUGACCGAGCUGGCGAAAGAACCGGAGGCAGCUCCAGCGGAGACCAAGGAGGCCGAGACAGAGGCCAAAGAGACCGAGCCCGAGGCUGUCCAACCGGCGGCAGCCGCCGAGGAGGCGCCUGCUGUGCCGGCAGUGACUGAGACCAAAGAGCCGGAAGCUGCCCCUGCCGAGGGAACAGAGACCAAAGUAGUGGAGCGUGAGGCAGCACCGGCUGAGGUCGAGACCAAGGAAUCAGAGCAAGAAGCUGCUCCAGCUGAGACUGAGACCAAAGAGGCAGAGCCAGCCGCUGCCGAGGCCGAGGCCAAAGAGCCGGUGGCAGAGGAGACACCGGCCGAGGAGGAGGCAGCUGCCCCGGAGGCCGUUGUGGCAGUGCAGGAGGAAGCAGCAACUGCCGAGGCACCAGUGGAGCCUGCCGUCGCCGUCGAGGCAGCACCGGUAGAGACAGAAGCACCAGCUGCUGCUGCUGCCGAGGCAGAGGCGGAGGUCAAAGAGCCCGUAGCAGAGGCACCGGUCCAGGAGGAGGCAGCGCCCGCAGCCACCGCCGCCGAAGCGUCGUCAGUGCAGGAGGAGGCAGCACCGGCCGAGGCACCUGUGGAGGCACCCGCGGCCGCCGAGGCGGUGCCGGCAGAGGCACCAGCUGCUGCCGCCGCCGCCGACAAGGCCACUGAGUGAGUUGAUGCGCGCGGGUGCGAUCGUGCCCCGUGAGCUAGCCUUUGCUUUGCCUGGCUGGCUGGCUUCCGUGCGCGUGCCGUGGCAUGCCAUGGCACGCUACCUAGUUCGUUUAUUAUUGGAUCCGUAUGUGUGGGCGUAUUUCGUGAGUGGUCGUCGUCGUUGUCGUCUGGGUGCAUUGUACGUGAUGUAGUAGCUGCGUAUUAAGCAGGACUGCUGCGUAUAAUGUCUAUCAAUAUUGUGUCGUAUGCUAGUCGUAUGUGUGUCGUUCUCGGCGUGAUCUCAAUAAGGGCUUGUUCGGUUAAUUCUCUCCCCAAAAGGAUUGAAGGGGAUUGGUAAGGAUUGGUUUGUAUUUUGACUUA